CCACCAUAACAACAUUCGCUAGCUGAAAACCCGUGGAAAACAAGGAAGUGAACUGUCAUCUAGUCUGAAGGCCCAGCUGUUGUAUAACUAUAUUCCGUUUUCUUCGACUAAAAGGCCUACAAAUCUUUUCAGAACAAUGAACAACAAAGGUUCAUAUCCCCAGCAAGCUGUGUACCCUCAGCAAAACAGUGCACCUAUGUACCCACCUGCAAUGCAAGUGAACCCUCAGGCACCUCCUUACACAGAUGCACCACCUGCGUACUCUGAGAUAUACCAGCCCAGAUAUAUACAUCCGUCUCAGGCAGCUGGCCAGUUGCCCCAGAUGUCUGCUGCCUACCCCGGUACUCAGAUGUACAUGCCCCUACAGCAGACCAUGCCUGUUGGAGCAAUGGGUCACAAUGUUCCCAUGGCCUACUAUCCCAUGGGAGCCAUGUAUCCCCCUGGCUCUACAGUUCUGGUGGAAGGUGGCUAUGAUGCUGGAGCUCGCUUUGGGGCUGGCAACAAUGUUUCCAUUCCUCCCCCACCCCCAGGACACCCCCCUAAUGCAGCACAGCUAGCAGCAAUGCAAGGGGCCAACGUCAUGAUGACCCAGCGCAAGAAUAACUUCUUCAUGGGUGGCUCCAACGGAGGGUAUACCAUCUGGUAACAGCAAGAAUUUUCCUUGUCAACUUCACCUUUACCGUUGUCCUCCAUUCCUACCCUCUCCUGUUCCAUCUGCCUUCCACUACAGGCUGCUUGGACGUGCCACGAUACUGAUAUCACCCAAUGGAAUGUAAUACUUGUCUUUAGAGCCCUGAUCAAGGUACAGCACUCCACCUCUAAUCUAGAGUCAGACCAGUGAACAGUACUAACAACACUGCCUCUAGAGGGGAGACGGUAAUUAGUGAUGAAACCCGUUUUUAGAAUGCAGAACUGACUCCCUGACCCUUACAAACAUGGGUGAAUAUGAGAACAAUUGCAGGAUUUUGACAUGCAAAUAUGGUGGUUUUCUGUACCUUAUUGGGUAACUGUAGAUAAACAUAAUCAGGUGCCAAAGAGCACUGGACUUAGCCUAAAUAAAAAUAAAUUAACUUAAGUAAACUUAAAUAAAAUUCAAGGGAUGAAAUUCAGUGCAAUUCCAAAUUUAGAUUUGGAUAGAAAGGGUUGGUUGGCUUAACAUUUUAGCAAGUUGUUUAUUCCUCAUUCCAAGUCGGAUACCCAGCGUUGUACAUCUGUGUUUGAUUAUGUAGAGAACAAUGACUCCUCUUUUGUCUUCAAAUGUAAUGUAAGCUUGAACAUAUAAAAUUAGGAGUUUUGAGUUUGUAUGCCACUAGAAUAAUUUAGCUUGUAUCACACUUUUAAGGUUAAAAUAAAACAUUAAGAUUUUAUAUUUCA
This is a messenger RNA of Hypomesus transpacificus, 1374 nucleotides long. RefSeq names its product DAZ associated protein 2 (gene dazap2). The record is from RefSeq and is a predicted model, not a curated record. The coding region runs from base 137 to 646 and encodes 169 amino acids. Lineage: Eukaryota; Metazoa; Chordata; Actinopteri; Osmeriformes; Osmeridae. The transcript has 4 exons.